This is a messenger RNA of Leptopilina boulardi, 2880 nucleotides long. RefSeq names its product GRIP and coiled-coil domain-containing protein-like. NCBI's taxonomy places the organism in Eukaryota, Metazoa, Arthropoda, Insecta, Hymenoptera, Figitidae. The record is from RefSeq and is a predicted model, not a curated record. The transcript has 5 exons. Bases 114 to 2627 code for a protein of 837 amino acids.
AUGAAAACAAUUUCUCUCUGCCGCAUAGUCCGAACAUGUGAUCACAAACAAUCGACAAAAUAAGAUUUUGAAUAAAAACAAAUUAGACACACGUUUUUAUAAAUAAAUUAAAUAUGGAGGAAGAAGCAGUGGAAAAUAAUGAAAUGAAAAAACUCACUUUUUCUUACACGGCGAUUAGUAAUAAACUUAAUCCACCUUUGAUUAUAUUGAUGUCGGAAUAUAAAUCAAUGACAGUUAAUAAUUUGAAAAGAAUAUUAUUAAAAAGUUUAGAUAAAUCGGAAUUAGAAUUUAAUCGAGUGUCAUUGUCAAGAAUUUCGAAAGAUAAAUAUUAUGAUUUACUACUUGAAAAUAAUAGUAUUGAGGGAACAAAAGCAAUGAAUAAUAAAUUUAUUUACGCUUUUGAAAUUUCAUAUCUUAAACAAAGUUUUACUUGCUCAUUAUGCAAUUAUAAAUAUGUAAAUGAAUUAAAAUUACACAAAUUCUGCAAGAAUUUUAUCAUUUUAUGUGAUAAAUGCAUAGGCCCAUAUGGAUUAUUAUUUUGUACCGUGUGUUGUCGUGAAAGAAAGCCUACAGAUUUUAUUAAAAUUAACAAAAGGGCAACUGUAAUUUCAAUUUUAAAUAUUCCAUUAUCUCUUCAUGAAAUUGUUAUCACAGAUUAUUCAAAACAAAGUUUAAAAAAACUAGGAUUUUCUAGUUUAUUUACAUUGACAUUCGAAAAUCACUCCAAUGAUGAUUCAUCUCAAAAUAAUAAUAUUUCAGUUCAUUUCAUUGAUACGCAGGAUCAUCAGUGUUCAUCAUCGUGUUAUCAUGAAAUUGAAAGUCCUCAAAAUUGUGAAUCAACUUUGUCUACUCGCAAAAAAUUGCUUUCUUUAUUUGAUUCUCAAAAUUCAUUUCUCGAAUUCUUAAAUCCUGAUGACAUAAAAAAAGAUCACAAUUUGAAUGACGAUAAAAAUAUCGUUCUAAAUAAAUCAAAUUUGAAAAAUGAUUUUUGUGACUCUCUUCAAUAUGAUGAUGAUGAUAAUAAUAAUUUAAAGGAUAAAAAAAAUAUUCCUUUUGAAAAUUCAAAUUUGCAAAUUGAUCCUUUAACAACUCAAAAUUCUUUAAACAAAAUAGAUAAAGAAACUGAAAAUGAUGAUAAAAAUAUUAUUCACGACAAAUUAAAUUUUCAAUUAAUUUCAUCUCAAUUGCAUUCUUCGCAUACAUCUCAAGUUGAGGAUAAAAAUAUUCAACAAAAAUCAGAACUAGAACUUGUUUCUUCUCACUGUGAGCAAAAAAAUAUUGAUGAACUUAAAUUCGACUGUUUUAAUGAAAAAUCCAAAAUACUAGAUUCAAUUGUGAAUAAAUUGCAAAAAAUUGAAGAAACUAUGACAAAUUUUAAGAUUAAAGAAACAAGAAUUAAAUUUAAUCCAUUUGAAAAUUUAAAAUUCUCCGGAAGAAAUGAUUUUACACAUCCAAUGCGUUUUAUCGAGAAUUUUGAAUUUUUUGCAAAUCAAGAAAAUUUAAACGAUUAUGAAAAACAAUAUUUCUUAGGACAAGCGCUUACAAAUGAAGCCAAUGAAUGGCUAAAAAUUCAUGGCUAUAAAAAAACUUACGAAGAAUUACGUAAUUCAUUUGUGAAUUUUUUUUGGAAUAAAGAAGAUCAAUAUCGUUUUAUAACAUUUUUAAAAAAUGGAAAAUACAAUGAAAAACAAAUAAAAUUAUCGAAAAUUACUUAUUUUCAUAAAUACGCUAUGGAGGCAAAAUUUUUAAACAAUAUACCAUCAGAAGAAAUUUUAAUUGAUUUACUCAGCGAACAUUUUGAUACGUAUAUUCAACAAAAAUUAUAUUCAAAUCAUCCAAAAUGUAUUGAUGAUGUUUUACAAAUUUUGAGAAAUUUAGAAAUUUCUGAUCUUAAUUAUAAUUUAAAUAAAAAAUUGUCGUUGAAUUUUUUUAGUUCCUCAUUGGCGACAAAAAGUCGAACUGGCACAUGGAAAGAUUGUUUAAAUAAUAAAUAUGAUAUAAUUAAAAAAGAAGGUCAAACUUCAUAUAGAUGUUUAACAACAAAAUUAUGGCCAUUACAUACAUUGAGUUAUAAAAAUUCAAUGUCAGAUAUAAGAAAUUUUAAUGUUGGUUGCGAUGAGAAUGAAACACAUUUUUUAACUGAUGUACCAACGAAAAUUUAUUUAAUUUUCACUGAUAUUAAAGAGAAAAAAAAAGAUUAUGAAGUAAUGGGACCAGUGACAAUUGCCAAACAAAAUGGAAGACAAUUAAUUGUUACCACGUGUCAUACAUUUAAAACAUAUAGAAAAUUAAUUGCCGGGCAACUUUUGUACUGUAUUCAAGAGGAUUUAAUUAAACCUUGUGCUAUUGUAACAUGUUCAAUAUUUGAGGAUACAGAAUAUCGUUAUUUAAUUUCUAAUAAUAAUGAACAAAUUGUUUGUUUAAUGUGUAAAGAAAAAAUCGAUGAAAUCGAAUUUUGUGAAAGUCGUUGUAUUGCUGUUAACGAUUUAAUUGUCUGUUAUUAUGAACAAAAAUUUUACAAAAAAAAACAUAUAUUGAGAUUUUUAAAUGAAAAUUUCUGUACAAUUUACACAGUUUGGGAUAAGGCAGUGGAAAAAUAUGAUCCAUUAAAUCCAAACUAUCACUAAAAGUUUGAAGUUUAAUUGAAAAAUUUUUAUAUUUUUAUUUAAAAAAGAAAAACAAAAAAGGAUGCACACUUUUGUAAAGAAUUUUCUUUUUAAUGGAAAUACAUAUACUUAAAUAGUAGAAUAUUUCCAAGCGUUGAAUAUUUUGAAAAUAUUGUAAAACAAAAAGGUUGCAUAUUUUUAUUUAACAUUUAUACGAGUUGACAAAGUUUCUGUAAUUAUUUCUUAAAAUAAAAAAAUUAUUUUAUUUCUUAAA